Messenger RNA from Chinchilla lanigera (long-tailed chinchilla), 1348 nucleotides. RefSeq names its product ribosomal protein L7-like 1 (gene Rpl7l1). Lineage: Eukaryota; Metazoa; Chordata; Mammalia; Rodentia; Chinchillidae. Gene Ontology annotation, molecular function: structural constituent of ribosome; RNA binding. The coding region runs from base 279 to 1046 and encodes 255 amino acids. Gene Ontology annotation, cellular component: cytosolic large ribosomal subunit. The transcript is spliced from 7 exons. Gene Ontology annotation, biological process: maturation of LSU-rRNA from tricistronic rRNA transcript (SSU-rRNA, 5.8S rRNA, LSU-rRNA). The record is from RefSeq and is a predicted model, not a curated record.
CGUUUUAUUCACAGUUAAACCAACAGAAGCUAGAGAAUGUAGUUUAAAUGAAAAGAACUGGAUUUUGAAAAUGGAAUGGGCACUAAAAGAAAUGGAAGGGGUGCGAAAGAAGUUUUGAGCCAUUUUUGGUAUGAAUCAUAUGGUGAGGAAGACCUCUUAUUGGAGACUGUUGCUAAAUGAGCGAUGGCUGUCCGAGUCCUCCAGCGUGAGCUAGAGUAGCCGUCUCGAUGAUCAAGUAAACAGAGGGGAUCUCUCGUCCCGAACGGAACGGCGUGCGCAUGCGCAGUAGUCAUUACGUCGGAAAGAUGGCGGAGGAAGAGCAAAGAAAAAAGAUCCCCUUGGUUCCAGAAAAUCUCCUGAAAAAGAGGAAGGCUUAUCAAGCCCUCAAAGCCACCCAGGCAAAGCAGGCACUUUUGGCAAAGAAGGAGCGGAAGGUAAAAGAGAUCAGAUUUAAGCGACUGGAGUCUUUCCUUCACGAUUCCUGGCGACAGCGGCGUGACAAGGUGCGCGUGAAACGACUAGAAGUGAAACCUCGAGCUUUGGAAGCACCCGAUGAACAUUCCUUGGCCUUUGUUGUCCGCCUCCAAAGGAUUAACGGGGCGAGUUUACUAGUACAGAAGACCAUUGCAAGACUUCGCCUGAAGAAGUUGUUCAGUGGUGUCUUUGUUAAAGUCACCCCCAGAACCCUCAAAAUGCUGCGGAUAGUGGAGCCUUACGUCACCUGGGGAUUUCCAAAUCUGAAGUCUGUCCGGGAACUCAUUUUGAAACGUGGACAGGGCAAGGUCAAGAAUAAGACCUUCCCUCUGACAGACAACACUGUGAUCGAGGAGCACCUGGGCAAGUUUGGUGUCAUUUGCCUGGAAGACCUCAUUCAUGAAAUCGCCUUCCCGGGGGCGCAUUUCCAAGCGAUCACGUGCUUCUUGUGCCCUUUCCACCUCUCCGUGGCCCGGCACGCCACCAAGAACAGGAUGGGCUUCCUCAAGGAGAUGGGCUCACCUGGCUAUCGGGGUGAACGCAUCAACCAGCUCAUCCGCCAGCUGAACUAGUUCCAGAAUAUCAAAGCACAGUGCCUUGAAGCCUGUUUCUGUUUUUGGAACUGUUACCAAGUAUCUUCAGAGAAGAUGAUUUCUGCUUUCAGAGACUGGAAGGAAGCAGUCAGGGACGCGGCAGGUUCUGGUCAUGGAAGGCAGCCUUCACCACUGCCCAGUUUCAAGGAAAAGUUCCAUUGUUUUCCACAUUGUCCUCCACUGCCACUGAAAUCAACACAUGCUGUGGAGGAAGGAGUCUGGUUUUGUUUCAUCUUCUGUCCUGGGGUUUGGUGUUGGUGAAUGAAUAACCUGAGCGAGGA